Molecule: messenger RNA, 1158 nt
Organism: Drosophila serrata
Lineage: Eukaryota; Metazoa; Arthropoda; Insecta; Diptera; Drosophilidae
Gene: fbp
Product: fructose-1,6-bisphosphatase
Biological process (GO): fructose metabolic process; fructose 6-phosphate metabolic process; fructose 1,6-bisphosphate metabolic process
Cellular component (GO): cytosol; cytoplasm
Molecular function (GO): fructose 1,6-bisphosphate 1-phosphatase activity
Source: RefSeq, a predicted model, not a curated record
ACAGCCGACGCCUGCGGUUCGUUUUUUGUUAGUUGCCUGUCUUGUCUUCCCCGUGUUGAACCGCAUAAUUUACAGAGCAUACUAGUGCCCAAUAAUGGCGGCCAGUAAUGGUAAUUCCAAAAUGAGUCAACAAGGACCUGCCUUCGACUCCAAUGCGAUGACGCUGACCCGCUUCGUGCUCCAGGAGCAGCGGAAGUUCAAGAACGCCACCGGAGACUUGUCGCAGCUCCUCAAUUGCAUCCAAACGGCCAUCAAGGCAACUGCAUCGGCGGUAAGGAAAGCCGGAAUUGCCAAGCUCCAUGGCAUAGCCGGUGACGUUAACGUCCAGGGUGAGGAAGUGAAGAAGCUGGAUGUUUUGUCCAAUGAGUUGUUUAUCAACAUGCUUAAAUCUUCUUACACAACAUGUUUGAUGGUUUCCGAGGAGAACGAGAAUGUGAUUGAGGUGGAGGUGGAUAAGCAGGGUAAAUACAGUUGCUUUGAUCCGCUGGACGGAUCCUCGAAUAUAGACUGCCUCGUGUCCAUUGGUUCAAUCUUCGCCAUUUACCGCAAGAAGAGCGAUGGUCCACCUACAGUUGAGGAUGCCCUGCAGCCGGGCAAUCAGCUGGUGGCCGCUGGAUACGCACUAUACGGCUCUGCCACGGCCAUUGUUCUUGGCCUUGGCUCUGGAGUUAAUUGCUUUACCUAUGACCCCAUCGGUGAGUUCAUCCUGACCGAUCCCAACAUGCGGGUGCCAGAGAAGGGCAAGAUCUACUCCAUCAACGAGGGAUACGCGAGCGACUGGGAGGCGGGUGUCUUAAAUUAUAUUUCUGCCAAGAAGGAUCCCACCAAGGGUAAGCCAUAUGGUGCCCGUUACGUCGGUUCCAUGGUUGCUGAUGUUCACCGCACCAUAAAAUACGGAGGAAUCUUCAUCUACCCAGCUACCAAGUCGGCUCCCAACGGCAAGCUGCGCCUCCUCUACGAAUGCAACCCCAUGGCCUAUCUGAUGAUCCAGGCCGGUGGACUGGCCAGCGAUGGAAAGAUUAGCAUUCUGGACAUUGUUCCCAAGAAGAUCCACGAACGCAGUCCCAUUUUCCUGGGUUCCAAGUCUGAUGUCGAAGAAGCACUUAGUUAUCUGAAGUGAUUUUUAUAGUUAACGAAUAAAGAAAAUUUUAAAUAUAA